UGAGUCUCCCCUCAUCUCUGUUGUUUCGUCAGUAAACAACUGCUGGAGGAUACAUACUGCUAUACAAUCAUGCCUCCAUUACAAGGUGAAGAGCGAAUGCUGACUGUCUUCGCGGACGUCCAUUCCUACUUCACAGAGCCUACUCCCAAACCCAUCCAUCAUCGAUUCGAUAAGGGCUCAUAUCUCUACAUCUACCACGAUGCUGCUCAGCACAAGUCCCGGAUUGAGGUCGCCAAUAACCCCGGAACGCCUUUCCAGGAUGCAUUCAAUGGAGCGCUGGACCGUAUCCAUAUAGACCAUUCCACUCGUUUCCCCACUCUCUGCACCGUGACAGUCGAUGGACCAGAUCCCAAUCCUCAAGCGUUUCCUCCUCCGCCCAAUCCCGCUAGUCUCUAUGAAUGGCGAUUGCCCAGCAGCGACCAGAACGAUCUCUUCCGCCUGCACACGCUGGACGUGUAUUUCUGGACGCAGGAAGACGUCGACCAGUUCCUAGAUGUAAUGGAGCACAUAUUGUCCCCAUCGCAAAUUGCAUCAGACAGACACCCGCAGCUGGAGAACCACAGUCACGAAGAGGAUCAUAACAACAUCAGUUCAGUGGUACAGCAGCUCGAGAACGUCGCUGUGACAGACCCGGCCUAUCAAAACGGCCAGACGCGAAAUUCUCGAACUGAAGCGUUCCCAACAUCGAACACAACGCCGGUGCAUAUUGGAAUGAGCACCUUCCCGCCUCCCCCUCCAUCAGCAACAUUACCUCCUGCGCCCGCUGCUGCUACUCCGAGCAUUAGCCCGACCCAGCAAGCAACGCCUUGCUCCCAACCAUCAGCAGAGCAACACAAUCAAGAACCCGCACAAGGCGCACCGCUUCCAUACAACCCCGCCGCACCAGCCGCCCCGGAACCCAUCCAGCACCGCGAAAAGACCCCACCCCCGGCAGACGGCGUAGACGGGACCGGCCUACAAGCGGCUGUGGCAGCCGACCAUGGCAUCCCAUACACGCCCCCAUCACAAACCCCAGGCGCCUUCGCACCCCCUCCAACACAGCCUCUGCCCUAUUCAAUGCCUGGAAGCUACGCAUCCCCACCACCCAGCGCUGGAUUACCUCCAAGUAGUGCGCCUGGUCUGACACACUCCGGGUCCCUCUCUUCCCGCUCCUCAUCCGUCCAAAGUCCCCCGGGGGCGUCACUCAUGCCCGCAUACGCGGCUAGUCCAUCAUCCCCGUUCUUCCCCGGAAAUGUACAACAACCGCAACAAGCCAGCAGGACGGGAUCCCUUUCUUUUGCGCCCCCUCCUCAAUCUCAACCCCAGUCCCAGGUUCAGCUCCAGGCUCAGCCCCAGGCCCAAGCUCAAACCCAAGACCCCAACUCAUACCUCCAACUUCAGCAACUCCAGCAACAAUAUCUCUACAACUCUCAAAAUCCUCAAGCCCAACUCCAGCUCCAACUCCAACUCCAGCAACAGCAACAACAACUUCAACAGAAACAGCAGCAGCAACAGCUCGCCCCCGCCGCACAAAUCGGAGCCUUUUCUAUCCCCAAUACCAAUGAACAUGAUCCCAAUGCUCAUCUCUACGCAGCACAACAACAGUUACAGCUACAGCAGCUACAGCAGCUACAGCAGCAGCAGCCGCAACAGCAAACGCUCUCAAAGGGCGCCGAUUCCGCGCCCACGCAGAAAUCGGGCAAAUUGGAGAAUCGUGCUGCGAGGGUUGAGAGUGGGGUUAAUCGGUUUUUGAAGAAGUUGGAGAAGAGAUUGUAAACGUAGGACUUUGGUUCUGGGUUUUGUUUAUACGUAUAUCAGAUUGUGAUUUUUCCUGUGAAUAUGAUAGGAUGGUAUAGUAAUGCAUGAGUAUGAUACCCUAAGUUGUACGUGACCUUGUAGAAAUGUAAACAAAGCGAAACUAUCUGAAAUGUAUAAUUCAAUGCUAACCUAACUACCUACAGUGCAAAUAUGAACAAGAAAGGAGAUGAAUCAAUAUCCACAAACUGUACCACUGUACAAACCCAAUGAAAUCAUCCAAAUAACAUAUCUCCAUUCACAAAUUGACAAGUAAAACAGUAAAAAGG
This is a messenger RNA of Aspergillus ruber CBS 135680, 2063 nucleotides long. RefSeq lists its product as uncharacterized. The coding region runs from base 70 to 1755 and encodes 561 amino acids. NCBI's taxonomy places the organism in Eukaryota, Fungi, Ascomycota, Eurotiomycetes, Eurotiales, Aspergillaceae. The record is from RefSeq and is a predicted model, not a curated record. The transcript is spliced from 3 exons.